Phytophthora sojae is the source of this 2187-nucleotide messenger RNA. RefSeq lists its product as hypothetical. The transcript has 3 exons. NCBI's taxonomy places the organism in Eukaryota, Oomycota, Peronosporomycetes, Peronosporales, Peronosporaceae. Bases 1 to 2187 code for a protein of 728 amino acids. The record is from RefSeq and is a predicted model, not a curated record.
AUGGCAACCACCGCAGAGCAGGACCGCACCUACAUCAUGGAAGAGCGCACCAGUUCAUUUGUCGAGUUGAAGAACGAUACCCCCAAGAGCAAGGCCGGCCCGCGCCAGUCGAACCACAGCCGCAUGUCCCGCAGCAGGCAGAGCGCCAGCAUGAGCCAAAGGCAGAGCCACGCCCGCAGCCGCGUGCACUCGCACAGCAGCAAGCCCUACACCGACGAGGACGCCAACGAGGUGAUCCUGCGCGCGAAUGCGCCGCCUAAUUACACGGGUGGCUUUAAGGACAUCAUGAAGCAGAUCAAGGCCAAGAGCUACUACACGCAGCAGUUCCAGCGCAUCCAGCAGCAGACCAACAUGGGCCGCUCGCUCUUCUUCUCGAACGUGGCCCCCACGUUCUACGAGGCCAACUACCUGGCCAUCGCCCAGGAGACGUCUGUGAACCGGGUGCGGGCCUGCUUCGGCAUCGGCUUCGUGGGGCUCUUGGCGCUCUACAUGAACGAGUGGCGCUCCAACAAGUGGAACUACUCGGCCACCAACGGCCGCUCGGACGCGGACGAAACGACCAUCAUGAUCAUGACCUUCGGCAUCAUGUUGCCGGCCCUGGUGAUCGGCAUCCUGGCCACGUUCACGAGCCUCGGCCGCAAGUACCUGGAGAACAUCACGGCCGUCGUGUUCGUGGUGGUGGCCACCAUGAUGAUCGCCAAGAAGCCCGUGGAGAAGGCCAAGGGCCCCGUCAUCCCGCUGCUGAUUCUGCUCAUCCCGAUCUUCGGCAUCACGCGCAUGCGCUUCGUCAAGUCGUGCUGCAUCGGUUGGAGCAUCUUCCUCGGCUACGGCAUCGUCAUGGCCAGCGUGCGCACCCACCUGCCGGUCCCGAGCAGCUUCGACUCGUACACGGAUAUCUCGUACCAGGCCAUUAACUACGGCAUCACGGCCAUCGGCGGUAUGGUGUCGCAGUACCGUCAGGAGCUGCUGAGGCGCCGCAACUUCUGUCUGCAGUUGCCCUUCUCCGGUACGAUGGACGCCGACGCCGUGGCCGAGAUCAAGACCGACAAGUUCAGUAAGAAGACGCUCAUGCACCGCUGGUCGCUCAAGUUCCGCCACCCGGAGGUGGAGGAGUGCUUCUACCGCUACUGGUACCUCAUUGACCCCUUCCCGUACGAAAACCCUAACUCGGGCUCGCUGCACCAGGGCGUGUUCCGCACGAUCCGCUUCGCCAUCUGGACGCUGCUGCUGAACCAGCUCGUGCUGCUGCUGCAGGACAUCAAGUUCCUCAAGGUCAAGAAGGACGGCCUCGUCGAUGACAGCGACCUAACGUACGCGCUCGUGCUGCGCUUCGGCGUGACGGUGCCGCUCUACUUCUCGGCCGCGCUGUUCAUGUACUUCAUGGGCAAGGCGUUCUACGCGCGUUGGGUAAAGGAGGCGGAAGACGCCAAGAACGCCGCGCUCACGAGGGACUCGAUGGUCUCCGUCGGUCUGGUGGUCGAGGCGGCGCAGAUCAAGUACGCGACCAAGGACCGCGUCCUCGACGUUCUUAUCAACAAGGGCGGCUACGUGCGCUCCACGCAGGUGUUCUCGUCUGUGGUCAUUGCGUGCCACGUGUGCUGCAUGGGUAUUCUGCUGCUGGCCGUGUCUACGGGUCCCAACGUCGACGCGUACGAGAAAUCGCACAACACCGCGCCGGGCCAGCCCAAGCCCGUGUACUACAUGGGUUUCCUGAACGCUGUGCUGUUCGCCCACCGCUCCGGAUUCCGCGUGCGCUUCAUCUACGCGACGUACACGACGUUCGUUGUGGCUCUUGGUAUCAUCAUCGCUGCCAGCAGCAUGUCGCCCGACUACUACCAGCAGUACGCCGGCUACGUCUGCGUGAUCUUCCUCAUGGGCAUGAUGAUCUCGCACGAGGAGGAGAGUCUGCGCCGCACCUUCUUCGUGCUCAAGUCGAUCCGCACGCUCGAGUUCGAGGAGUGGUUCAGCGUCGUGCUGCGGAUCCAGGGCUGGGUCAAGGAGCGGUUCCGCAAGAAGCUGCGCGAGGUGCGCUCCAAGGGCAGCAAGGACAUGGACGAGAAGGUGGAGCCCUCGGCACCGCUCAUCAACACGUCGGCGCAGAUGGCCAUGGCCUCCAAGCUCGGCAUGUACUCGCAGAUGUUCAACAUCCUCAUCGCCGUUGUAGAUGUCAUCACCAGCAGCCUGUAA